CAUGGACUAUGGAACCCCACCCACCGUGUCCUCCAAGCCACGGGUCAUUCAUAACUUUUGGCCAAACAGCACCUCUAUCGUCUUUCCAGACACCUCUACACACUUCAUUCAUUCAAGUAGCCCCAAUUCGGUUUCCGUAGCACCAUAGUACUCAACAACAAACAUGUAUAGUUACUGAACCCGUUUGUUCGAUCAAACCUCAAAAAAGAGAUCAUUAUUUCUUUGCUUUUCCAAGAUAAUGGGAAGUUACAAAAGAGCAAAGCUUGUGCUCGAUGUCUUCCGCAGUUUCAGUUCCAAGAUUCUUCCCAAGACUCCGAUUCCACACCCCAGUAAUCCGGAAAUAACCCAUUCUGGGUCUUCGAUCCUAGGCGCCAAUAGAGCUAAAUUCUUUGGAUUUUCUUCACGGAUUUCUCGUACAACAGUUUCGCAGUACUUGGGACAAGCAGCAAGAAACCACCAGAACGGACCCUUUCUUGGCGGCGCGAAGAGAUUCUACUAUGUGGACUCCGGCCGCGUCCAGCAUUUCCGGCCGAGAGGCCCUCGCCGGUGGUUACAGAACCCGAGAACAGUCCUGAUCGUGGUUGUGGUGGGGUCCGGCGUCCUGAUCACCGUCUAUUUCGGCAACUUGGAGACGGUUCCUUAUACGAAACGAAGACAUUUCGUGCUCUUGUCGAAGCCCAUGGAACGAAAGCUCGGCGAGACCCAAUUCGAGCAAAUGAAGACGGCUUUCAAGGGGAAGAUUCUGCCGGCGAUUCACCCGGAGAGCGUCCGCGUGAGGCUGAUCGCAAACGACAUUAUAAAGGCUCUCCAGAGAGGGCUGAGACACGAGCGGGUGUGGAACGACCUGGACUACGCGUCGUCGGAGAACUAUGGCGCGCCUGACGAGGAGGAGGCGGCGCGCGAUACUUUGAUUGCUCUCAAGGAGACGGAGAAAGAGGAGAAGUGGUUCCGCGACGAGGAGAUUCUCGACGACAAGUGGGUCCAGGAGACGAGGAGGAAAGGUCAGGAACGUGGGUCCCGGGCCGAGACGUCGCAUUUGGAAGGGUUGAAUUGGGAGGUUCUUGUGGUUAAUGAGCCUGUCGUUAAUGCCUUUUGUUUGCCCGGUGGGAAAAUUGUUGUCUUUACCGGAUUGCUUGAGCACUUCAGGACUGAUGCUGAGAUUGCCACUAUACUCGGCCACGAGGUUGCGCAUGCUGUGGCUAGACACGCGGCGGAGGGAAUGACGAAGAACUUGUGGUUUGCCAUUCUGCAAUUGGUGCUUUAUCAGUUCGUUAUGCCGGAUAUUGUCAACACCAUGUCAACGCUUUUCCUAAGGCUUCCUUUUUCUCGGAGGAUGGAAAUGGAAGCUGAUUACAUAGGAUUGUUGUUAAUUGCAUCUGCUGGCUAUGAUCCUCGAGUGGCACCGAAGGUGUAUGAGAAGUUAGGCAAGGUUACUGGAGAUUCCAAAUUGCGAGAUUAUCUUUCGACCCAUCCAUCUGGUAAAAAGAGAGCUCAAUUACUGGCUCAAGCCAAAGUCAUGGAAGAAGCCUUAACUCUGUAUAGGGAUGUCAUAGCUGGCCGUGGCAUUGAAGGUUUCCUUUAGGUGAGAGAAAAGUCGUCACCUUGGAAACUAAUGUAACAGUUGGUUCUAUCUUAAUUUUCAGUUCUUUUAUUUUUACAUCCCCUUGACAGUAAAUUUUUGGGUCGGGAUUCCUUUAAAAUCAAAGGAAUAUAGUGUUUUGUUUUAGGUGUAAUCCAGAUUUUUGACAACCUCUGGAAUUCCAUGUUGUUUCAUUUUUUUCCUUGCUAAAUUUCUAGUUAAAAAAUAAUGCAA
Molecule: messenger RNA, 1813 nt
Organism: Morus notabilis
Lineage: Eukaryota; Viridiplantae; Streptophyta; Magnoliopsida; Rosales; Moraceae
Exons: 3
Coding region: 239-1582 (447 amino acids)
Cellular component (GO): membrane
Molecular function (GO): metalloendopeptidase activity
Source: RefSeq, a predicted model, not a curated record